UAUUAUAUAUGAUAUAUAUCAUAUAACAUUAUAUAUGAUAUAUAUAUUGCUAAGGAGGGUAAUUUGGGUGGUGAAGGUGGUAAAAACCGACUUAAGUAAUGACCGAGGGUGCCCAGCCCUUCUAACUAUAGCACAGCACAACCUGAUCCCAAAGCACAGCUCUCUACAAGGCGUAAAUGUCAAAUCACAUCCCAGUUCUAACUUACCAGCUUGGGAUGGGGGCGGGGAGGGCAGGGCGUACAGUUUCUUUUCUCGACCUCACAGCCUUCCCUCCCACCCUUCCUGUUUGUGAUUUAAUGUUUGCUAACGACUUCCUCAUCUAGGACAACACCUUGCUUUUCUACUGACACUAGAUCAAAAGUAUUCAAGGAAUUAUUUAAUUCGUUAAUUUGGAAAUCUUUGUUUACAUUCUGUCUAGAUCUGCUUUUGCUUAUGGGCCACCCUUGCCCUCACUCCCACUCCCCCCCCCCUCCACCUCUAUGAUAGAUUUGUGAAAAAGUCCUCUCUCUUCCUUCACUACAGAUUCCACUCUUGCUUUUUCUUCUGUUUUUGUUUUUUUUUUUCAGGGAUGUCCACUGAGAGGAAGCACCUCUUGAUUUAGCUAUAUUGGAUCUGGAACAGAAGUAACUAUUGAUCCAGUGAGGGCUUGAACUCUGGAUCUGCCCACUCUUCAGCUUAAGAAGCGUGUUUUGAAGUUAUGGCUGAUGAGCAGAAUCCCCAAAUGCCAACUGAUGGUUCAGAACAACUCUUCUCCUUUGGAGUUAUAGCAGAUAUCCAGUAUGCGGAUUUAGAAGAUGGAUACAAUUUCCAUAGAAGCAGGCGGAGGUAUUAUAGACAUAGUCUUCUUCACUUACAGGGUGCCAUUGAAGACUGGAAUAAAGAAAGCAAGACACUCUGCUGUGUCCUCCAGCUUGGAGAUAUCAUCGAUGGCUAUAAUGCAAAGUAUAAAGCAUCAGAAAAGUCUCUGGAACUUGUCAUGGACACGUUCAAAGUACUCAAAGUCCCAGUUCAUCACACAUGGGGGAACCAUGAAUUCUAUAACUUCAGUAGAGACUACUUAACAAACUCUAAACUUAACACAAAGUUCCUAGAAGACCAGAUUGUACAUCAUCCUGAGACCAUCCCUUCAGAGGAUUAUUACGCUUAUCAUUUUGUACCAUUCCCCAAAUUCCGGUUCAUUUUACUCGAUGCUUAUGACUUGAGUGUCUUGGGCAUCGAUCCAUCCUCUCCAAAAUACCAGCAGGGUAUGAAGAUACUGAGGGAGCACAAUCCCAAUGAGGAGUUGAAUAGUCCUCAAGGACUUUCUGAGCCCCAGUUUGUCCAGUAUAAUGGAGGAUUCAGCCAAGAACAGCUCUGCUGGUUGAAUGAAGUUCUUACAUUCUCUGACACAAACCAAGAAAAGGUGGUGAUUGUGAGCCAUCUCCCCAUUUACCCAGAGGCUUCCGACAGUGUGUGCCUAGCCUGGAACUAUACAGAUGCUCUAGCGGUCAUUUGGGCUCACAAGUGUGUGGUGUGUUUCUUUGCUGGCCACACACAUGAUGGUGGCUACUCAGAGGAUCCUUUUGGUGUACACCACGUUAACCUGGAAGGAGUUAUUGAAACAGCUCCAGACAGCCAGGCGUUCGGCACAGUUCACGUCUAUCCUGACAAAAUGAUGCUGAAAGGAAGAGGCAGAAUUCCAGACAGAAUUAUGAAUUACAAGAAGGAAGAAGCUUCCCAUUCAUAGUCUGAUCUAUCUUGUUUGACUUUGUGAAAACAAUGACUUUAAUACGUGUUUAUCCCUACCACACCAAAAGGAAAAUGGAAAUAAAAAUUCUCAAUCCCAUUAGGA
Dipodomys ordii (Ord's kangaroo rat) is the source of this 1831-nucleotide messenger RNA. It is a transcript of the gene Adprm, whose product is annotated as ADP-ribose/CDP-alcohol diphosphatase, manganese-dependent. The record is from RefSeq and is a predicted model, not a curated record. Bases 698 to 1726 code for a protein of 342 amino acids. Lineage: Eukaryota; Metazoa; Chordata; Mammalia; Rodentia; Heteromyidae. Gene Ontology annotation, molecular function: 2',3'-cyclic-nucleotide 2'-phosphodiesterase activity; ADP-ribose diphosphatase activity; CDP-glycerol diphosphatase activity. The transcript has 5 exons.